Messenger RNA from Carcharodon carcharias (great white shark), 6508 nucleotides. RefSeq names its product heparan-alpha-glucosaminide N-acetyltransferase (gene hgsnat). The transcript has 18 exons. Lineage: Eukaryota; Metazoa; Chordata; Chondrichthyes; Lamniformes; Lamnidae. Bases 115 to 2142 code for a protein of 675 amino acids. The record is from RefSeq and is a predicted model, not a curated record.
UUAGCGAAGCACCUGCCAACCGCUAGCGGCACUCGGAGCCCCGCCCCUGUCCUGAGCCCCGCCCCCGUGAGGCGGAGCGGGGCCCGGCCUCGGGGUGGACGGCGCUGCCGAUUGAUGAAGCGCCGAGUGUGGCCGGCCGAGGACGAGAAGCGGAGGCGGCGGAAGCAGCGGGGCUCAGUGGGCCAGAGCGGAGCGCGGAGACAGCAGCAGCAGGGCAGCCGGGCCGGGGCGGCGGGGCCGAUGGAGCCGGGCGGCCUGAGUGUGAAGCUGGGCCUCGGGGCUGCGCUGCUGUCCGCACUGACCGUGCUGCUCGUGGGCGGCCUGAAGCUGCCGGGGGCCGUGUCGCAGGAAUUGUCUGAAAGAAGGCCAAGAAAACUUGAGAUGGACCAAGCAGUUUUAAGAGUUUGCAAUGAGCUGCUUCAUGAAAACCUGGUGGUCUCCUGGCUGUCAGAUCACUGUUACCAGUGUCUGUACCAGGAGCUUGGAAAUGUGCCUGCAGAAGAACAUGUUGGGCACCCUAGAAAUUCAACCUUUGCCAUUGACACUAAGCAUCCAGUCACAUUACAGGUGAACAGUAGUGAGGAUAGACAAGAGGUGUGCAGGGUGCGUGAAAGCUUUGGUGAGCUUGGACACUAUUCCUUAUGGGUGGUAAAGGCCAACCUGAGUAAUGCAAGUGGACCAGUCAACUGUAAAAUCAUCAUUGACCAUGAAGCCAUUAACAACAACCUUCCUAUUUUAUAUGCAUUCCUUGUCUUUGUUGGAUUGGCCAUUUUGAAGUGUUUAUUGCAGUUAAUACUGAGGCUUCGUCCUGUUAGAAACCUGAUGUUCCGCUUUUCGAAUCGUGUUGAGAUGGAGCGGUUAAUCAAUUCUGAGCUCGGAUCACCAAACCGUGUAAACGACCAUACAAAUCGUGGUAAUCUGGUGCCAGGACGUAAUCCAAUCUCCAGUCGACUUCGUUCACUUGACACCUUUCGAGGACUGGCUUUGGUAACCAUGAUCUUUGUUAACUAUGGAGGUGGAAGGUACUGGUUCUUCAAACAUGAAAGCUGGAAUGGGUUAACAGUAGCAGAUUUGGUGUUUCCAUGGUUUGUGUUUAUCAUGGGAACAUCUGUUGCCCUCUCCCUGAGCUCAGCAUUGCAGGCUAACCGCUCCAGGUGGAAACUGCUGGGUAAAGUUGCUUGGAGGACUGCAGCCCUGAUUCUACUUGGGAUCUUUAUCAUCAACCCAAACUACUGCAAGGGGCCACUUUCCUGGGAUACCCUGCGGAUCCCUGGUGUACUUCAGAGGCUGGGUCUGACCUACGGUGUGAUUGCUGUCAUGGAGCUGCUGUGUGGAAAAUGUUGGCCUGAAAUUCAUUCUCUGGAUAGUUGGUGGUCUCCAGUCAGGGAUGUUUUGAUCUACUGGCCCCAGUGGAUCUUGAUUCUGCUGUUGGAAUGUAUUUGGCUUUGUCUGACUUUCCUGUUGCCUGUACCAGGUUGCCCACGAGGUUAUCUUGGUCCUGGUGGGAUUGGAGACUUUGGACAGUUUGUUAACUGUACUGGAGGAGCAGCAGGGUACAUUGAUCGGUGGCUGUUUGGAGAAAAGCACAUUUAUCAGCACCCUUCUUGCAAGAUACUUUAUCACACUACAAUGCCAUUUGAUCCAGAGAACUUGCUGGGACUAAUCAAUUCGAUUGUGAUGGCAUUUCUGGGAUUACAGGCUGGGAAGAUUUUAAUUAUUUACAAAGGUCAAAAUAAGCAGAUUGUGCUAAGAUUUUUCAUUUGGAGCAUACUGCUGGGUGUCAUUUCAGCCAUCCUUACAAAAUGUUCCAAAGACCAUGGUUUCAUUCCAGUCAACAAAAAUUUAUGGUCCAUCUCUUAUGUCACAACACUAAGUUCUUUUGCUUAUGUUCUUCUUUUGCUGAUCUAUUUUAUGGUGGAUGUAAAGAAAUACUGGACUGGAGCUCCCUUUUUCUAUCCAGGGAUGAACUCCAUUCUGCUCUACAUUGGACACGAGGUGUUCGAACAUUACUUUCCUUUCAGGUGGAAAAUGCUCAACGACUAUUCGCAUGGCGAGCAUUUAACCCAGAACCUCCUCGCUACCACCAUCUGGGUUUUUAUUUCUUACAUUCUUUACAGGAAGAAAAUAUUUUGGAAAAUUUGAUCAGGAAUUGAAUUUUUUGACAUAUAUUUUGAGUAUAUUUUUCUAUGUGGGUCUAAAACGGACAAGAUGUAUUAACAGUAAAAACAUAAAUGCCUGCAUCUUUUAAUUUAUCUCAUGGCCAGUAUACCAAUGUUUGGAUGACCAAUUUCAUUUAAUCUUCUACCAAGCCCACUUGGUUGCAGAUCACACAAUUGAUGUGUACCAUCACCCCCAACAGGUUAUAUUUGAAAUUGCAUAUAAGUGCUGUUUUACUCAAAGGGCUGUUGCACUAGCACUCUACACCUCUACCCUCUCAUUAUCCCACUACACUAGAUCUCCACUCUUAUAGCACCUCAAUAUUCUAUCCUCUAUUCUAACAGUCUGUCCCACACGUUAUCACUAGUGUUCUGGUCUUAUUUACUCAGUAAAAUUACUCUUCAAAUGAUUUCAGGCAAAGCUUUGUCUAAAACUGUAUUGUUGCUCCAUCUCAGUGGAUGUGAGGAAAGGGACUGUUAACUCUGAUCAGCAGCUCUCCCAUUGGCCAUGAACUGGCAAAAUCAGCUUGAUGUGUUGAAUGAGACUAUCCUGAUAUAAGUUGUUGAUAAGAUGCCUCAUGCAUACACUUGCUUCCCAAGUUGCUGCGAGUGGGUGGUUUGAAAUGGGAAGUGUAAUGGGCUAUCUUACCACUUGUGUAUAAAGGUACUCGUAUGGGAUUAUGUUGUCAGCUUUAAAAGUUUAUUCAGAUGCUCCUGACUGCUGAAUUAGUGAAGGCUUCUGCAGGUGUCCCUCAUCUAGUUGUGCUUACGACCUGUGUUUUCGAAGACUGCCUCCUCAUUGUACUGCAGUCUGUGUCUGUCAGGGCUAGCUAGAAUCCAGUUAUAACAGUACAGCCAUGCAAAGCCAAAGGAUGUGCAGGCAGUGUCAGUGAUUUGUUUUUCCCCUUGUCAGCUCAGUCAGACCUGUAUAGAAACCCAUUGCCAAUAUUGAAUCUCCAAAAAACUAGAAAUGCCAUUCUCCCUGAUCAGCUUGGCUUUUGUCUGCCCAAUAUGAAUCUGGAUGCAUCCAAACACAGCUCAAGGACCUUGAAGUGUGUGGAGCGGAACUGCUAAAACCUGAGUUUAGCAGAGCAGGUUUCUGGUGAACCUCGUGCUGCUUUUCCAGCGAGGAUCAUCUUGUCCAUUAGGACCUUGACCUGCAGGAUUUCCCAAAGCCAAAUGGGAAGGAAGCCAGUUGCUGGUGAUGAGGCUGUCUCUCCUGAUUCCGUUAGUUGACAAAGUUAGUUGGUCCAUCAGAUACAGCUCUGUGGAAUACUAUAGACAUGUCUAGCCCAGUUGCCCCAAUGCCAGGUCUGCCAUGCAGGGUUGACUUGGUCCUGAACUCCUGUUGUCAGUUCAUCUUGGAGUGUCGCAAACACACACAGAUCCUGCUCCCCACUACCCCACCUUGGAGGUUACACAACUAUUCUCCUCAUCAGUAGCAUGGUGAGCAACACAAAUGCGUGAGAGAAUUGAGACUACCCACUGGCCAGAGCACAAGAACGUGCCAUAACCCAUUGAAUGGUGAUUCCACCAGAUGGAGAUACAGCUUCUGCAACAACUGCUUAGCUUUCUAACCUCCGUGGUAGGACCCGAGCCCUGGAUAUCUCUCUGGUCUUGUUCCCAGCCUUCAGCUAAUGCUUUCUAGUCAAUGUCAUUUCACGUUUUGAGUCUCUUCAUGUCACUGCAUCCACCUGCAGCAUGGUGGUACCUGCAGGGCAGGAAGAUUAGUGCCAGCCACCAGGAAGGUUUAGAAGUGCAAUACCCAGAAGCAGGCUUACUGAUCAAUUGCUUAAUCCAAAUUGAAAUUUGGCCGAAGUAAGUUAGAUGCACAGGACUUCUACCUCUAAUUUAGACCAGCACUAUGGGCUUCUCUUGUUCAGUCCUGUGCAGUGUAGCUCACCUGUUGAAGUUAUGAUAGUGGACUUAUAAUUAUUUAAACCCUUCUGGAAGCUGUAGGUAGUUGGGUGACCUCAAGCUAGCAAUUAAAUCAGGAAGUGUGCUGCUCUGGAAACAAAGCUUACAAGUUCAUCUGUUUUGUUUAAUAGUAAUAAGAUUGUAAAGAACCCAGUGCUGCAUUAUCCUGUGCUCAGGAGAGGAUGGAAGAUUUACUGUUUGAAAACUUCUUUGAAGUGAAAUCGCUAACAUCCAGCAUUAUUGGGUUCCAUAAGUGUUGUUGAAUUGGAAGGUCUUGCAUUGUCUCAGAUAAUUUAACUUCUGAUUAUGUUUAACUUCUAAUUUUGUGUUAACAGGGAAAUUAAGUCAAUGUGUUUUGACUUUUAUUUAAAAACAGGAUUCUGAUUCUGUGUAUAAUGCAAAACAAAAUUCUUCCUUCACAUUGCACUGACAGUUUAAACUAUCAGCUUUUGUUCUCUUCCACUUUGGAAGAUUAAAUACUCAUUAAUGUGUGAAGUUUCACUUUGACAGGUGUAUUAAUAUUUUCUCCAUCUGAUAAUUAGUUCAACCUUAUCUUCAUCCAUUGGCUUAGUUGCAUUCAGCCUUUUCCUGCCUUCUGUUGUUGGCUUCUUGUUUCAAAACUUGUAAACAAAUCAAUUUGUUGAAGUGACCAUGACAUCUAUUUGCACCAUCUUCUGAAGCUGGUCAAUAAAACACGACUGGGUGGCUGAGCAUCUUGCCACAUUUUGAGCUUUAGUUUUGAAUACAGCUCAGACUAAAGGAUGCAAAUCUCUUUAGUCUGACAUGUAAAGGAAGGACCCUUUUGAGUUUUAGAGAGCGUGGAUAGGCAAAUCUCAUUUCCUUCUAAUUCAUCAUCUGCUGUCACUUAAGUUGAAAGUCUACUUGCAGACCACAAAGAUGGUUGGUGUCAGAAAUGGAAAUAUCCCACUAUUGCAGAAGGUGAAGUGUUUGAGGAUGUUGGGAUAGAUUGAAGGGAGCCUUGCUAUCUAGGGCUGUACUUGACCUGCAAAUUGAUAAUGGCACUAGGUGCCUCAAAUGCAAUGCUCCCUACUCCUCAAUCUGUAGUCAUGGGCAAAAGAAUUCACCAAAUCAAAACAUAAGAUUAUUGAAUACAGCAGAAGUUUUCUAAUUCCAGCCAUUUUCAGGACUGGCUUUGCAGUGUACAUGGGUCCUGAUGGUGACAGUUCAACUUAUCAUUCUUCUAAGGAAGAUAGUCACUUUGAAAUUACAAUAUAUUGCAGUACCCUUCUCAUUGUGGAUGUUCAAUUUUGACAUUCUGUCUCUUGUGGGAUUGAGUGCUGAGUGCCAUCAUUUAUUUCCCCAUUAGUUGGUAUAGUUUAUAAAUUGAUUGCAACCAAAAGGAUCCAGUUCAAUAAGACCGAAAUCCAAGGAGCUUAUUAUAUAAAUUUAAAAGGUACAACUUCAAAUAAAGGAAUUCCUUAACAACUGCUUGUACUUGCACUGUGCCUUUAUCCCAAGGUUUGACACCAAGCUACAUAUUAGGUUUUAGCUGGGACCUUUAAAUGACUUGAGAUUAAAAUUAGGCAAUGAGGCUACCCAUUAAUGUUGGAGAAUAUUCACUGCUAACAUGAAAUUAAUUGUUUGGCAAAUUUUUCUGUGCUUAAUAUAAAAUGCUUUUAACUUUUACAGAUUAUUGGUUUGGUAGUCAUUUCAAGCACAUGUCACUUUUCAGUUACCUCAUGGUCCUAUCAUGGAUCUCAAACACACAUUUUCAAGCUAUUGGAAAAUAUUAAACUUAUUUUAACUGCUCUCACGUUUUGAGAAUUCCCAUUGAUGUUAUAAUUUUAAAAUGCCUCAAGCCUGCUGCUUUUAUGGUUGACUUCUGAAUAGAGUGAGGUGCAUUUUACUUCUGUAUAUCUGUGCUACCAGCCUCAGACUUGGAGAAGUAUCUACAGCACCAGAACACUGUGCCCCACCUUAAACUCACUUUGGGUCACUCUUUCACCUCAGCAAAGCACUGAUGGAUUGUAUGCUCCUUCAAGCUUAUUUUUGGGAUUGAACUUUCUGAUUACUCAUCAUUUAGGUCUGAAUCCUUUGUUUCUACAAAAGGGGCAUGUAAUGUUUUUAAAAAGUUUAUUUGGCAAUAAAAAAUGUAAACAUUUUGUACUCAAGUCUUUUUAUACUCAAUUUCUGGUUAAUUACUAAAAUAUUCCUUUGUAUAAUUGUUUGUAUACAUUUGGUAUCUAACUUUAGUUUAAAUGGGAUUUUACCUGAACAAAGGGAUUUUAGUAUUUUUUUUCAAGAUAUGUAAAACAUUGGGAUUCAGUCUGUUCCAUUGGGGUUUGUGCUGCUGUAGCUCUAUUUAGUUAUAACCUUUGUACAGUAGAGCAAUGCAGGAUGAUCCUUCAUGUAUUGAUCUGUAUCCCAUUUAGGGAAUGUCAGUAUCACUAAGAAUAAAGUUAUGGUUAUCAGUA